GCGUUUUCGAGUGACGCGCGGCCGACAGAAAGUCACUUGAACUCCUGUAAGUGUCAACACGCGGAUUGAUGUAUAAGUGCAACGCUAAUGACAUCGCAGAAGUGUCUCGUUGUCAUUUAAAUGCAUCAUGAAGGGCGUCACGUCGACUUCGACCCAACUCUCCUUCUGCGGUAAGGUAAUCACAUUUAAUCACACCUUGAGUGAAAAUAAGACGAGCGAGUUGACCUUCCGUGGCUUUUCCUUCCAACCGGAGCAAGAGGUGUUCGUGAAGGCAUCACAAGGCGCGGCUGUCAUCAGCCACAAAAGCGCAGCAAGCGUGGAUGCCUUCAUCACGUCCAAAAGCGUCGUGGGUGUUCACAGGAGGACGAGCACGCCCUUUGUCCUUGUGGCAAAAAACAACAAGAAGGCGGACUUGUUUGUGUAUAAACUUUUCGCUCUGAGUGUCUGCAAUCAGCUGGAGCCUUGCAUUGAGUUCUCACUCCCUCAUUGCCUGAGUGGGGACGUUUGCAUCCUGCAGGGGCCCACAGUGCUGUGGACGCAUGCUGAUGCUGUGUUUCAUGCGUCAAGUGAUUCAGGAGGGGUCAAGCGGGUGCCCCUCCAGCUGUCCCACUGUCUUAUCGGCGAGCUCCCCCUCCAUAAGCCUCAAGGGUUCAUACUGGGACAUCAGGAGUGCUCCACCAAACAGACUGUGGCCUAUUUGCUCGGGACCGGUCGCACCGUUGACGGCUCAGUGGUUUUACCUCACCCUUACAUUCGCAUCACGAAGUGCAUCUCUGUGCUGUCGGCCAGCCUGGCGGGCGACGCGCUGCGGUGCACUGCGGUUGCGGCCACUGCCAGUCGUCAACUGCUUUAUUUGGAGAACGGCGCCGUGGAGGACGCGUGCCUUCUGCCGUUCGAGAGUCCUGAAGCAAUACAGGUGGUCGACGCUGGAAGAAAUGGAGUCAUCUUUGUCGUAGCUUUCGAUCAAGGCCACGUGUGCGCAGUGUGGAAGGAUGCAUUUCAAGUAGCCGCCCAGUGGUCAAAUGUGAGCUCGGUGCACGUGGACGACUAUCUAGGAUGCGGCACGGAGCAGAUAUUGUUGGUUUUUAAGGGUGACGACGCAUCGGGACAGCCGCCGGAAGAUUUCAUCAUCACUGACCUCUGCGGGAUCUCUUACUCUCGUGGCGAGCACAGUGGCGCAACGGCGAAGACGUCCCCUCCAGCAGAGAGCCAGCUCCUCACAAUUCAAGCUUUGGAAUCCAGACUGCAGAGUGGACUGAGCGCACUGCGAGAACUUCAGGGGGAAGUGAGAGUGAAGGACAGAGUCGUGCAGCAGUCGGUGCGAGCGCUCACCGAUGUGGUGCGCCAUCGAGAGCCAAAUCUCGCGCAGCCUGAGCAGGAAGGACUCGUCGCUCUUUGGGAGAGUGAUGACGAGUCAAAGGACGAGGCCGCCGAUGACGAGACCCGAGUCGUGCCAGCGGUGCUCCGCGGACCUCACGUUGACAAGCUGUGGCAUCGCGUCGUCGACGGACGAAUGGUCGUGGGAGUGAUACUUGCUGCCGACAGCUCAAUACCAGCGGUCAGUACGAGCUUAUCCGUCCUGACAGAGGCGGGCCGCGGCUCCGCGCCCGCAGUCAUCCAAACCCAAAGCCGAGUGUCGUGGCUCCCCGCGCCCGCCCCCUCACCCUCACCCUCCGCCUCCUCGGCCGCCACCUUCCCUGAGCCGGCAGCCAAAAGAAGCAAGCGGCACGACGCAGGGGGCCCGAAUGAUCUCAACGCGGCCAGACUCGCCGUGACUGCCGUGACCGGGCUGGGACCUCUGCUGAACUCUGGCUAUGUCAAAUGCAAUGUCAUGCUCCAUUACAGCCCGAGAACGGACGGCUCGGUUCUCGCCCGUGCCCCGGCACCGACGGUCUUGCAUUGCGGUCAAGUUACUGUAGACAUCCACGCAGACUUCAAAACCCAACUUUUGAGCAAGCCUGAGCUUAAAACAGACGAGGCUCAGGAGGAUUUGCUGUGUCUGUUGGCGGUGCUGGAUCACUGGGUCUUCCGCAUAGACUCUCCCGAACACAGCUUGGGCGAUAUUGACGGCUGGCUGCAGAGGAGAGUGGGCUGUAAGAGGGUCGAAGUGAGCCCUCAGCAUCAACUAUUCGCUUCUCAAGGACUCUCUUCUCUCUCGCUGCUGCGCUGGCGUCGCAACAGUCCUUUCCGGGGGGAACUGGAGGUCCACUCGAGCCACUUGGAGAUCCUCAAGCUUCUGGACACCCUGCUAGGUCACCUCCCAGCGUCCUGCUCCAUCCAGCCCAUCUGUGGCAUAAGAGGAGAGGGGUCAUCUGAAAAUCUCGCUUUGGCUCUGGAGAAGGAAGUGGCAUCACUACGGGAGUUUGUGUCAAUGCAGCUGCGUGGGCAGCAGGAACGCGACGAGAGAGCGACUGGGCCCGAGGAGAUCCCUGAGCCGGGCACACCCGAGGGGCUCCACAGGUGUCGACUGGUUUGGGAACAGGACGUGGAGAGGAGUUUGCGGAAUUUAAACCGACAGGUGGACGUGAGCAGGUACCGCGAGUUCAUCCAAAAGCUGUCUGUAGCCCAGCUUGAUGCGGAUUUAGCUGCUCUCAUGGAAACGCGGAUGAAAUAACGUUAUUAACUGCUGACGGUGUGCGUUGAACAAAGUCACAUUUGGCUUUGAAGAGCAAACUGAUGCCGACAUGGUUACAUUCCGUGCUCGCGUCCUGUCUCCACUUGAGCGCAUUUCUACGUGAUCACCUGCCAUCGCUUCAAUCUGCUGCGCUGUGAUCGUCUUAAUCCUCUGGACUUUGUGUCCUCGCACUCUUUGUUGAUGCUUUCUAGUUUCAUCCCGAAGUGAGAAAUGUCAGGGGAGGGAGGGGGCAUCGCACAAGGGAAAGCUUUUACUCGUUCUUCCACCUCACGGUUGACUUGUUUUCUUCCUGGGACAUGAUGUAGUUGCUCAUACGAUGCUGUUGGGAAAAGGCCAGAAGUGCAGAAGAUGUCUUCCAUAUUGACCUGACCAGCAUGUGUAGCAGAAAAAUGGCCAGAGGUGACCUAUACAAAUCUAUUUAUUUUAUUUACCCGAGCCACAUGUCGCAUUAUUUUUUUCCCCACAUUGCAUAAAAAUCAAGACGAUUUUAUCAGGUACCGCUUGUGCAAAUUAAUGAGAUCCAAUACAAGAGAUGUAUCAAUAGAGUGAUAUUUUUGCCCUGUUCAUGCUGAAUUAUUUAACAAAUUCAUUAUAAAAAUGAUACACAAUU
Molecule: messenger RNA, 3245 nt
Organism: Phyllopteryx taeniolatus (common seadragon)
Lineage: Eukaryota; Metazoa; Chordata; Actinopteri; Syngnathiformes; Syngnathidae
Gene: fancb
Product: FA complementation group B
Exons: 8
Coding region: 128-2614 (828 amino acids)
Biological process (GO): positive regulation of double-strand break repair via homologous recombination; negative regulation of double-strand break repair via homologous recombination; interstrand cross-link repair
Cellular component (GO): Fanconi anaemia nuclear complex
Source: RefSeq, a predicted model, not a curated record